This is a messenger RNA of Eimeria mitis, 882 nucleotides long. RefSeq lists its product as uncharacterized. The transcript has a single exon. NCBI's taxonomy places the organism in Eukaryota, Apicomplexa, Conoidasida, Eucoccidiorida, Eimeriidae. The coding region runs from base 1 to 882 and encodes 293 amino acids. The record is from RefSeq and is a predicted model, not a curated record.
AUGCUGAACAAGGGAGAGCGACUGCUGCAGGUACAUCAGACGGAGAUUGAACAGCUGCAAAAAAGGGACAAACUUUCUGCACAGCCAGCAGUGCAGCAAGCUAAAGAGGUCGGAGAAGAGCUGAAGGCCCUCCUGGAAGCGGCGGCUCUCCGCAUGCAUUCUAUUACCGGCAUAGCGAGUGCCGAAGAAUCUGCUCAAGGCGUAUGGGGUCAGAAAACAAUUGAUGCAAUGGCUUCACGGGCAAGACAGGAUGUCAAAGCAACAAGCAAGAGAGUGACAAACAUCCUAGCAAGAGUACAGUUAGGGCAGCUCUUUCUUCCUCAACCGGAUACGACACAAAUACAUAAGCAGGAAGGCGUUGAGACGAAGACAAUCGUUAACCCUACUGUGCUGAAGCUGGUGACGGAGUCGCUUCAACAACUCAGAGAUAACAUCACAGCCGUGGCCGUGUCCCUCAACCUUUCCAGUGAGGCAUCUGAAACUAAAACAGGGUUGGCAGCUGCUGCUCAAAGGGCAACUGUCGCUGCAAAGGAACUCGCCGAGAAGGCGGAGAUGUUGUUGUUGCGUGCACAGUUCUUGGAGUCUCUUGAGCUUGAUUUGCAACUGAGCAGCAGGUUGGCUCAAAGAGCAGCAGCAUUGGCCGGAGCAGGAGCCGAGGAUAUUCAACAGGCAAACCAGGUGUCAGUCGAGCUUCCUGCCCCCCAAAAGAAGCAGGUGGGCCUCCUGUUGCAUCAGGUGAACACGACCAAGGCUAAAGCCAUGUCGCAGUGGACUUUGGUGGACCUUGUGAAAACAGCAGCGACAAUGAAGGGGGCAGGCUUGGGUCUCGCAUUGACGGUAUGGGCGCACCAGCUGGACUCAACCCUUCGAACUAAACAAUGA